This is a messenger RNA of Carassius carassius (crucian carp), 1452 nucleotides long. RefSeq names its product akirin-2-like. Gene Ontology annotation, biological process: positive regulation of transcription by RNA polymerase II; positive regulation of innate immune response. NCBI's taxonomy places the organism in Eukaryota, Metazoa, Chordata, Actinopteri, Cypriniformes, Cyprinidae. The record is from RefSeq and is a predicted model, not a curated record. Gene Ontology annotation, molecular function: transcription coregulator activity. The coding region runs from base 390 to 929 and encodes 179 amino acids. The transcript is spliced from 5 exons. Gene Ontology annotation, cellular component: chromatin; nucleus.
CGCAAAAACUACAAGUCCCGACAACGCCUGAAAGCCUCCGCGCAUGCGCAAAGAAGCAGCUUCGUCAAAUGUUUUGUUUCCACGCCAUAUUUGUUAGCCGGCUAGCGCUCGGUAAAGAGGCUUCUGACGCGAUCUCGGCACAAUCCGACAUCAUCGGCGCUUUCUGAGGAGCAUCGACUUCACAGCUGCCUUUCUCACAGCAUACACGCGUUUAUACGUCCUUAGCCAAGGGUCUGGCCGCGAGCUCAACGCAGAAUUUGAAUAAAAACGAAGCGAUCGAGUUGCGUUCCCUUGAGAUCAGAGCAGGACUGUGACUGGCGGGGGGUCUCUCGCUGCUCGGAUUACUUCCUUUCGCCAUUCUUUUUGUCUCAAACACAAGCUUCAGUAACAUGGCGUGUGGAGCCACUCUGAAGAGGACUAUGGACUUCGAUCCUCUGAUGAGCCAAGCGUCUCCGAAGAGGAGGAGGUGCGCGCCCGUGUCUCCCUCCAGCUCCAGCGCGUCCCCGCAGAAAUACCUGCGCAUGGAGCCGUCGCCCUUCGGCAGAGUGACCUCCGCGCUCACCACAGAGCAAAUCCUGAGCAACAUCAAGCAGGAGUACAAGCGCAUGCAGAAGAGGAGGCACCUGGAGAGCAGCUUGCAGCAGACGGACGCAUGCUGCCCCCUCGAGCCUCAGCCACACGCCUCCACGCUGCCAGGAGCGUCCUGUGGCUCAGCUUCCCCCUCCAGACGCGAGCAGCCGCUCUUCACGCUGAAGCAGGUGGGCAUGAUCUGUGAGCGUCUGCUGAAGGAGCGCGAGGAGAAGGUGCGCGAGGAGUACGACGAGAUCCUCACCACCAAACUCGCAGAGCAGUACGAUGCUUUCGUGAAGUUCACCCACGACCAGCUGAUGAGGCGUUUCGGGGAGCAGCCGGCCAGCUAUGUGUCCUGAGCGGUGUCCUGUGCUCUGGUGUGAGCUCCAGCAGUGCCAAUCGACUGCAUCUUUCCCCGCUGGCCACGGACUGUGUGUCAGGCUUCUGUCUCUCUCUGCAGCGGCUCAGUGCUUCCUGCCUCCUCACCUGCAACUAUUACUCCAGUCAGUGCUCCUGUGUCUCGUACUGAACCCUGGGUAUUUAUUAGGCUUUGACCAUGCCUUUUAUACAGCCACCUGUCAUUACAUCCUUGUUUUUUGUCUUUGAUUUCUAUAAAAUGCCUUUUAUUGGCUGCAGAUGACGUGGAUUGCCAUGAUGAAUGUGAGGGAGACUGCUGUUCAUAGCUUUGUGUAAAUACAUCCUGGCCUUCAUCUGCAGUUUUCAUGUACAAAUCAAACUAAGCAUUUAUUUUGAUUAGAGUCGGUUUUCAUGCUUUGUAUUUAUUUUAACUGUUUUGCCCCUUUCCUCUGCAUUAUGGUUUUACUGCUCCUGUAGUUUAAAUGACUUCUGUUGGGAAACUAUACCAAUAAAAUGUUUACGUAA